AUGGUAGUACCCACCAAAUGGCCAGCGUUCCGUAAACGCUACAUCAGACAGGAUCGCCAUGACAAUUAUGCAUCUGCUCUACAAGAGGUAUCCGCAGGUUGGGCCGAAACCAAGCAGAUCAGAGAUUCCGGUGUGCCUGAUUGGCGCCGCGUCGCAGAAGUGAGGAUGCAAGCCCGUAUCGACGCCAACAUACAGCGACGUAAUACUGAGCGAGAUCGUCUAGACGCCGCGGCACAAGCAGAGCAAGAUCGACUAGCCACAGCUGCACAAGCAGAGCAACAUCGCUUAGCCGAAGCAGACCAAGACAAUCAGGAACUCCUUGGUAAGACGGAUGAGAAUGGGCAAGCUGCAGAUGCCAUCUGGCGAGGUGGAUGGCCCCUUUUUGGUGGAAGGACAGACAACUCAAUCCACGUCUGGGUGAAGCUCGACGCGCAGCAGAUUGUGGUCGACCGUAGGGUGUUGAAGGAUACAGUAGUGCCCCCAACCUUUUGGGUCGAUUUCACAAGAUGGUCGGGACCGGAUCUACGAGAUUUUCAGAGUAGACAGCACAUGGACUAUGUUGUUCAGAACCGAUUGAGUAUGGUUCCGGAUGGCGGCCAUUUUGUACGCGCGAGUGCAUAUCGGAACCUGCCUGCCCAGUACAUCUACCGGACGAUCCAGGAAUUUUGCGAUGGAGGAGACCUGUCGCAGGUGAAUGCGAGGCAUCCGGAUGGAAUCCCAGAGCCGCUCAUCUGGCGUGUCAUUGAACAAUUGGCAAGAGCAGCAAUUGUGAUGGAGCAGGGUAGCCUUGCUGGUCCUGUACCUGGGUGGCAGCAGAUUGUGCAUUAUGAUUUCAAACCCGACAACGUCUUUUUGACAUCAUCGAGAAUACCCGCAGCUGCAUACCCAGACGCAAAACUAGGAGAUUUCGAAAUGUCCCUACAGACCUCCCCAACUGACACACUCAAUCCACAUAUCUUGCGAGAGAUUUCCGCAGCCGAUUUGAGCUGGGGAGCUCCCGAGACCAGAUCCUCCGAAGCUCGAUGGAUGAGUGAGAAAGUCUCAGGUCUAGAGAUUGGAGACCUGGAUGGCGAGCAAAUUCUCUCACCGGCAAAUAUUUGGGGUAUUGGAGUCUGCGCAUUCGAACUCAUGAAUGGAGACGUCCGCUAUGUAUACUACGAAGAUGCAGACGCAGAAGGUAAUGGAUUCAACAUUGUCGAGUAUAGCGGUAUAUCAUUAAAACAAGGCGAUCCCUUUUUUCUCAAUUGGGAGGAAACCGCCUUGGAGACGUAUAGUAGCCACCUGGUGGAUAUUGUCCGAAGCUGCUUGUGGGAUCAACCUCGCGAUCGAGUCACUCCCAUUGCUCUCUUGGCUGCGAUUAAUGGCCCCAUACCGCCUGCUGAAGAUGAUGAGGAUGAGACGGUGGAGGAUAGACGGAAGGCUCAGGGGGCUCAGGGGGAUCGUGAUGGGAUGCAGGUGGAUGAGAAGUGGCCUGUGUAUGUUGGAUUUGAAGACCGUUAUCGAAUGGGGUUUUCUUAUUCAGAUAUCACGACAUCGAUGGCGGAAACGCAGGACGCAGGGUAA
Molecule: messenger RNA, 1563 nt
Organism: Ramularia collo-cygni
Lineage: Eukaryota; Fungi; Ascomycota; Dothideomycetes; Mycosphaerellales; Mycosphaerellaceae
Exons: 5
Coding region: 1-1563 (520 amino acids)
Biological process (GO): protein phosphorylation
Molecular function (GO): ATP binding; protein kinase activity
Source: RefSeq, a predicted model, not a curated record